GUCCCAUCUUUUUCACUUUCAGGGUUUUGGGUUUUGAGUUUUGAACAAGAAAGUUAACAUCUUGAUGUUGAAUUCUGACAAGGGCUUUCAAGAUUAAACUUGGGUGAAUUUCAUUGUUGUUUGCAGUCGUGUCCUGAUGGGAUUGUGAUCCGUACUUUAUCUACAAGCCUUCAACUUGGAUUAUUCGAGACUCUAAGAAACAAAGCAAUUGCUACCAAUGAUGGAAUGGCAUUAACUCUUUAUCAGGAAGCUUCUUGCGGGUUGAUUGCCGGGGCAGCUGAGGCAUACUUCAGUUUUCCAUUUGUUUCUGCAUGUCUCCCGCGGGUUGAUCCCACGACUUUAUCAGUAGUGCUGCGUGCCAAAUACAGAAACAUAUUUGAUGCUCUCUACUCUAUGAGUGCCAAUAAAAAAAUUUCAGCACUAUGGACAAAUGCCGGUCCUUAUGUGAAGACAAGAAUGGGGACUAAUGUGGGUAUGCUCACAUCAUAUAAUCCAAGCCUUUGUUAUCUCAGAGACUCAUGUGGUUUAAGCGAAACAAGAGCACAGCUGGGUGCAAGUGCGGUUUCAGCGUUCUUCGGUGCAGCAUGCUCUGUACCAGUAAAAAAUGUUCUAGCACAAGGGAAAAGUGGCUCCUCCCUGGAUUGUGCCCUUAAAAUUCUAAAAUCGAGAGGACCCCUUGCAUUCUUUUCAGGAUUUUCUAGACAGUUUGCACUUGUUGGACCUCCUAUCAUGAUUCUGUGGUUUGCUUAUGAAAAUGUUCGGAAACUCUAACGAUGAUGGAAUUGGACUGGAGCAAUCUAAAUUCAAGAUAUUUAAAUGUGAAAUUGGUAUCCCACAGAUGCUGGCCGAACUCUCUGGUUAUCGGUUUUAUACUUUUAUUGAUCAACUUCGUUUCUGGCCUCAAUAUUUUGGGAGUUAUGAAUGUAAGCAAGCUGUAAAUUACAUAUCCGUUACAAGAAACUACUCUCUGACCUUGUUAAUAGGGAGGAGGACCUGACAAGACAAUGUAAAGGAGACAAUCUUGAUGCA
Rosa rugosa (rugosa rose) is the source of this 1029-nucleotide messenger RNA. Its product is annotated as mitochondrial dicarboxylate/tricarboxylate transporter DTC-like. The record is from RefSeq and is a predicted model, not a curated record. Lineage: Eukaryota; Viridiplantae; Streptophyta; Magnoliopsida; Rosales; Rosaceae. The transcript is spliced from 4 exons. Gene Ontology annotation, molecular function: oxoglutarate:malate antiporter activity. Bases 226 to 771 code for a protein of 181 amino acids.